Amphiprion ocellaris (clown anemonefish) is the source of this 3582-nucleotide messenger RNA. Its product is annotated as gastrula zinc finger protein XlCGF26.1-like. Gene Ontology annotation, biological process: negative regulation of transcription by RNA polymerase II. The record is from RefSeq and is a predicted model, not a curated record. Lineage: Eukaryota; Metazoa; Chordata; Actinopteri; Pomacentridae. Gene Ontology annotation, cellular component: nucleus. Bases 889 to 2934 code for a protein of 681 amino acids. Gene Ontology annotation, molecular function: DNA-binding transcription repressor activity, RNA polymerase II-specific. The transcript has 5 exons.
AUCGCGAGAUUCAGUGAGAGUGACGUAAUUCAACAUGGUGGCUCCCAGCUGCUAGACGAGAACUAAACAAAUCGCCGUUGUCUCGACGUAUUUAUAUUAGAAAAAAACAACAACCUAUCUAAAUAGCCUGCUCAAGAUCGGACCCGGUAGUGCUCACAGUGGAAGACCUUGAGAACUUUAUUGACGACUACUUCGUCCGGUGCACCAUGGAAGACGCCAACUCCGCCAACCCGAACAAGAGGAAGAAAGCAGACUCCUCGUCAGACACACAAGACUUGGAGAUCACGGAUAUCCAGGUAAGUGUUCUCUAGUCUAUUAACAAGAAGCUCGACAUCCUUUGUUUGCUUCACCAGGAGAUAAAGGACCUGAAAGCAAGCCUGGAGUUCACCCACCAGCAGAUAGAGGACCUGUAGAGUCAGAAGUGAGUACACUUAAAAAAGAGAACAAAACCCUGAGGGAGACCGUCCUGGACAUCUAGUCGAGGAGCAUGCGGGACAACCUGAUCUUUUCUGGUAUCCCUGAGUCCACACCGGAUAAUCCAGAGACCCUUGUUAAAAACUUUAUGGUGUCGGCGCUUAAAAUCCCUGCGGAAGCUGUUAAAAACAUCACUUUCCACCGCGUCCACCGGCUCGGACCCCGAGGAGGAAACCGACACCGUCCUAUCAUCAAAGUUCGAGCACCUCCAGCAGAAAGUGCUCGUAAGGAGCAAAGGACGGGCGUUCGGGAUGAACGACCAAUUUCCCAGGGAAAUCAACUAGAGGCGCAAAGUAUUAUACCCCAUCAUGAAAGAACACAGACAGAAAGAUGAUUGGCAGGAGAAGGAGAGUCUGACGAAGGAGCAGAGGAACAUUGUCAGCCAUUUUGUCUGAGCUCAACAGCGGAGGAAAAAUGGAUUCUUCACAAAAAAAGCAUGAAAACAGCAAUGGAGUGAGACAUCAGAAAUCUGCAGAGGAAAACAAUGGUUCCCCAACAACAACAACCAGAGAUGAAUCACUCAGUUGUGAGCAAUGCAGCAAGACUUUUAUCACAGCAACAAAGCUAAGAAUUCACCAGCGUAUUCACACUGUGGACAAACCGUUCAGUUGUGAUCAUUGUACGAAGACUUUUACUUCCAAGAGUCAUUUAACAAGACAUCAAUUCAUUCACAGUGGAGUUAAACUAUUCAGCUGUGAUCAGUGUGGGAAGACUUUUACUCACAAGUGGUCAUUAACAAGCCAUCAACUCAUUCACAGUGGAGUUAAACUAUUCAGCUGUGAUCAGUGUGGGAAGACUUUUACUCAAAAGAGUCAUUUAACAAGACAUCAACUCAUUCACAGUGGAGUUAAACUAUUCAGCUGUGAUCAGUGUGGGAAGACUUGUACUCAAAAGAGUCAUUUAACAAGCCAUCAACUCAUUCACAGUGGAGUUCGAACAUUCAGCUGUGAUCAGUGUGGGAAGACUUUUACUCAAAAGAGUAAUUUAACAAGCCAUCAACUCAUUCACAGUGGAGUUAAACGAUUCAGCUGUGAUCAGUGUGGGAAGACUUUUACUCACAAGAGGUCAUUAGCAAGACAUCAACUCAUUCACAGUGGAGUUAAACUAUUCAGCUGUGAUCAGUGUGGGAAGACUUUUACUUACAAGAGUCAUUUAACAAGCCAUCAACUCCUUCACAGUGGAGUUAAACGAUUCAGCUGUGAUCAGUGUGGGAAGACUUUUACUCACAAGAUGUCAUUAACAAGCCAUCAACUCUUUCACAGUGGAGUUAAACGAUUCAGCUGUGAUCAGUGUGGGAAGACUUUUACUCACAAGAGUCAAUUAACAAGACAUCAACUCAUUCACAGUGGAGUUAAACGAUUCAGCUGUGAUCAGUGUGGGAAGACUUUUACUCAUAAGAGGUCAUUAACAAGCCAUCAACUCAUUCACAGUGGAGUUAGAGCAUUCAGCUGUGAUGAGUGUGGGAAGACUUUUACUCACAAGAUGUCAUUAACAAACCAUCAACUCAUUCACAGCGGAGUUAAACUAUUCAGCUGUGAUCAGUGUGGGAAGACUUUUACUCACAAGAGUUCAUUAACAAGCCAUCAACUCAUUCACAGUGGAGUUAGAGCAUUCAGCUGUGAUCAGUGUGGGAAGACUUUUGCUCAAAAGAGUUAUUUAACAAGCCAUCAACUCAUUCACAGUGGAGUUAAACGAUUCAGCUGUGAUCAGUGUGGGAAGACUUUUACUCACAAGAGGUCAUUAAGAAGCCAUCAACUCAUUCACAGCGGAGGUGAACCAUUCAACUGUGAUCAGUGUGUGAAAACUGUUACUCAACAUGAACAGUUGUUGAUCCAUGAAUGCCCCCACUCUGGUAGGAAGCGGUACCACUGUGACUACUGUGAAAAAACUUUCAAGCACCAACAGAGCCUAAAAUAUCACCAACGCAUCCACACUGGAUAUGAUGUGUAUGCAUGUGAUUACUGUGGCAAACCAUUUGUACAAUAUGCACAGUUAAAAGCUCAUGAAGUGACCCACACCGGCGUUAAACCAUACCUUUGUGACCAGUGUGGGAAAGGCUACAGCUACAUUGCACAGCUCAGAGCUCACCAAUGUGUCCACACUAGGAAGAGACCAUACAGAUGUGACGAGUGUAAGAAGACUUUUAAAACUUUGGGUUCCCUGAAACAACACCAGCAGAUCCACACCAGAAGGAAAGCAUUCAAUCAGUGUCACAGUAAGCAGAGCGGCACAGAUAUGCACACUGGACACAAACUGAACGCCUGCCAAGAAGAUUUCCCUGUGCCGGGUUCAGUACAAGUUCCUGAAGUCGUCCACAAACUUAAAGUCCUUGAGAUCAGGCUCCACAGAAUUCAGCAGAGCGACACAGAUAUGCACACUGGACACAAACUGAACGCCUGCCAAGAAGAUUUCCCUGUGCCGGGUUCAGUACAAGUUCCUGAAGUCGUCCACAAACUUUAAAGGAUCAGCUUCGCCUGAAGUGUUAAUAGUUUUGAUAAAAUGGUUGUUUUUUUGUGCUAUUUUAAUGCCUCUUAAUACCUCAUAAUUUCUAUUUCUGUGCAUGUAAAAGGCUGAAAGGUCAUUUUAUACAGGUUUUUAAUCAUUUUGGAGUCAGAGAGAUCAAAAUUUGUAUGUUAUUAUUAUUAUUAUUAUUAUUAUUAUUAUUAUUAUUAUUAUUAUUAUUGAUCAUCUAAACCGGUGUCUGAGCUGUAAUUCUGUCUUCCAUCCAGUAGGUGGAGCAAGACUCAAACAAAACAUGUAAAGUCUGAAGUUAUUCAGCUUCUAUUCAAUUUUAAAAUUCACAUUCAGCUGCAAUGAAGACUAGUUAGAGGGUUUUUAUUCACUGAAUUCAUGGAUUUUUUAUUUUAUUUUUUUGGAGAAACACAUUUUAGCUGCAGAGGUAGAAUAAGAAGUAAAAGUACCUCAGUCUAGAAAGAAUUUUUACUCAAGUUCCAAUGUCAAAAUAUGAUGAAAGAGCUGAAAGUAAAUGUUCUCUUUGUGCAGAAUAAUAAAUAUUAAAACUGUAGUUAAGAUGAUUUAAUUACUUUUUAUCUGCUGUUUGUGGAUUUCACCUGAAGGAUCAAUAAAGUUUUAUUCAAAUCUAUAAAA